Molecule: messenger RNA, 936 nt
Organism: Aspergillus melleus
Lineage: Eukaryota; Fungi; Ascomycota; Eurotiomycetes; Eurotiales; Aspergillaceae
Exons: 3
Coding region: 1-936 (311 amino acids)
Source: RefSeq, a predicted model, not a curated record
AUGGUUGCCGCGAAAAAGUUGCUCCUGAUCUUUUCCAAGCGCGAUGGCCAGCUUCUGAAUCAUCCGGGCCUCCCCGUUACAGAUUCGUGCCCAUUCAUCCCCACCAACAAGAAGAGUUUCGUUUUUGAUACCUACCUCUUGCUUCAAAUCACGUCUGAGAUUCAGAACAACCCAGCUGCGUAUGGCGGAUACGUUUUUCACAUGAGCUUCCAGGACGACAACAAGAAGUUUCUCUAUGCUAUCUUGCAGAAGGGAGACUCGGCAGAUACCGGUACUGAGUGUGAUGCUGACGACUUUGUCCCUGAGCAGAACUGUGUCCGUAACAAUGGAUGGGCCGACCCUGCCGAAAAUGAUGCUCAUGACCCUCGUGGCGAUUGCGCUGCGGAAUCUGUCUGGGGUCUCCCGGUUACCUUGGAAAAACCCGCUUGUCAUGAGGCUAUCAAGGAGUAUGAAAGCUCCCGUGCUGCUUUCAAUUUCACCCAUGCUCACCCCAACCCUCUGAGACUCAACAGAACCCACAAACAUACCAAGCGGGGAGCGCAGAGCUACGCAGAAUCCUGGCACAAAGAGCCCAGAAAUAAAGUCAUUGGGUGGUGCACUGACGGAGAGAACAGAGACUGGGAAACUAGUGGCCCUGAAUGGAGCUGCUAUGGUGAUGACGAAUCCAACCACGACAAUCGCCCAGGCGCGGCCAUCCUCACUCCUGAAAGCACGGAGUCCGACGACACCUUCAAGCCCAAGUAUGUUUCCACUGCUUCCGGUGCUAACUAUGGCCGCGGCGCUAACGGUGUAACAGGGAAGCUUGGUAACGGAUACGACAGCGAUUUCGACGCCUCUGCCUGGAGUGGACAAGAGAGGCUGCGUUAUGCUAUGAGAGUUCGGCUAGUGAGCUCCAAGCCAGCGGUUCUCUCGUGGGACAUUAUCAAGGGUUGGUAA